Molecule: messenger RNA, 927 nt
Organism: Heterocephalus glaber (naked mole-rat)
Lineage: Eukaryota; Metazoa; Chordata; Mammalia; Rodentia; Bathyergidae
Product: olfactory receptor 5B21
Biological process (GO): G protein-coupled receptor signaling pathway
Cellular component (GO): membrane
Molecular function (GO): olfactory receptor activity; G protein-coupled receptor activity
Source: RefSeq, a predicted model, not a curated record
AUGGAGAAUAGCACUGGAGAAGUGGCAGAGUUCAUUCUCUUGGGAUUAACAGAUGACCCCAGCCUGUAGGUUCCACUCCUCCUGGUGUUUUUAUUCAUCUACCUCAUCACUGUGGUUAGGAAUGGGGGGAUGAUAGUGAUCAUCCUUUCAGACUCCCAUCUCCAUACCCCCAUGUACUUCUUCCUCAGUAACCUCUCCUUUGUAGAUUUGCGCUACUCCUCAGCUGUGGCCCCCAAGAUGGUGGCUGACUUGCAGUCAGGAGACAAGGUCAUCUCCUACAGUGGAUGUGCCACUCAGCUCUUCUUCUUCGUGGGUUUUGCCACUGUCGAGUGUUACCUUCUGGCUUCCAUGGCUUAUGACCGCCAUGCAGCAGUGUGUAGACCUCUUCAUUACUCCACCACGACAGCAGGAGUGUGUACCUUCCUGAUGGUUGGUUCCUAUGUCUGUGGCUUCCUCAAUGCCUCAAUCCACACAGCAGACACCUUCAGGCUCUCCUUCUGUGGGUCUAAUGAGGUUAAUCAUUUUUUCUGUGACAUUCCCCCACUCUUGGCUCUUGCAUGCUCCAACACACGUAUCAGCAAGUUGAUUGUGUUCUUUGUUGUGGGCUUUAACGUCUUCUUCACCCUCCUCAUUAUCCUCAUCUCUUAUCUCUUCAUAUAUAUUGCCAUUCAAAGCAUGCAUUCUGCUGAGGGACGCAAGAAGGCUUUCUCUACCUGUGCUUCCCAUCUCACCACCGUGUCCAUCUUCUAUGGGACCAUCAUUUUCAUGUACCUGCAGCCCAGCUCUGGGGAGUCCAUGGACACUGACAAAAUCGCCUCUGUGUUCUACACUGUGGUUAUCCCCAUGCUGAACCCCCUCAUUUACAGCCUGAGGAACAAGGAAGUGAAAAGUGCUCUUUGGAAAAUACUCCACAAACUUCAUCCCUAA